AGCUGUCAAAACACAGAUUUGUGAGCCUUUCUGUCUGAAACAGUGUCGAAAUCCAACAAAAUCAUACACUUUUCAGAGCUUUGUGCAAAGUCCGAUAGGUGACGCUACUGAGAAACUUGGCAGCAAGGGAAGAGGGAGAAUAUGUUUGGAAGAGAAGAAGGAAAAAAUCAAAACAUUUUUCGUAGCGUCUUUUGCAUGUUUGUGGUUCGCAGCUUCGUGGCGUCUUUCGCAGCAUUUUGGCAACCUUGUACGCAUUUGUGUUGAUAUUUAAGUUAGUUUUCUUUAUGAAAAUGGACUCAAAUGAGAAAAAACUCUCGGUUAUAAACAAAUUGUGUGGCAAAAAUCGCCAUUUGCAGGCUCUGCGUAAGUCUGGCGUUUUAUACCGAAGAGCCGCAAAACUGUUAAAGCAGUAUAAAGAAUCGGUGGAAGAUAUUGUGAAUGUGGUAUCGCCAUCAGAACUACAAGCAGCGUCGACUUCACCGGAGCUGUUCGAUGGCGAGAAUACCGAUAUGGCAUCAUCAGUUGAUCCCGAACUCAUGCUUUUUCAAGAAACUCAGGAUUCGGAACUGAACCUAAGUGAAUCGGAAGAUGAAGCAUCGAUGGACGACGAUCAGGACAUAGCAUCUGAGGACGAUGAAAACGAUCCUGACUACACCAAAAUGACAAGCGAAGAGGGCUUACGGUAUUGGGCGCUAGCUCGAUCAGAAUCGCACGCAUCUUUAAAAAGUUUGUUAAAAUAUCUUCGAGCCAACACAGAUCUCCGUGUGCCUAAAGAUCCAAGGACAUUGCUGCGGACACGACGAAAUCCUGCUAUCCUUUCGUCCAUAGGAAAUGGCCAAUUUUGGUAUAAUGGAAUACGCCACUGCUUGACAAGUGAAAUGCGAAAACAUACUGCAGUGCCACAGACGCUUCAGUACGAUCUUAACAUCGAUGGCCUUCCUCUUCAUACGCGAUCUAAAACACAGUUCUGGCCAAUUUUGUUGAAGAUUGUUGACCAGCCGGAUUGGCCAGUGAUGAUCGUGGCUAUCUAUUGCGGACCAACAAAACCGGAAAGUAAUGAGCUUUAUCUGCGGCAGCUAGUCGAUGAGAUAAAUUUAUUAUCGAGCACUGGACUGAUGGUGGGAGAAAAUGCCAUCACGUUAAAAUUACGAGCCAUCAUCGCAGAUACACCAGCACGAGCUUUCAUUAAAGGUAAAAUAUAAGCAUUUAUGACAGGUAAAAUUUUCUAAA
Molecule: messenger RNA, 1230 nt
Organism: Anopheles gambiae (African malaria mosquito)
Lineage: Eukaryota; Metazoa; Arthropoda; Insecta; Diptera; Culicidae
Exons: 3
Coding region: 285-1202 (305 amino acids)
Source: RefSeq, a predicted model, not a curated record